Leptosia nina is the source of this 282-nucleotide messenger RNA. The record is from the annotation of a GenBank genome assembly. NCBI's taxonomy places the organism in Eukaryota, Metazoa, Arthropoda, Insecta, Lepidoptera, Pieridae.
AUGCGAGGGUCUAGUACUCUGAAAAAUCUUCAUAGCGAACGCGCGAUGCUCACACACUCGAAUCUGGCUAAGAAAUCCGCAUUUGAUACAAAUCGCACGAAGGCCACUGAACUGGACCUAAUGCUGAUCUACAAGCAACUGGACCCAGUGCGAGUGAAACUCUGCUUCCCUGGGGUCAACGAACCGUUCACUUUGCUUCAUCUGUUGCGAAUAGCGCGGUGUGCAUCGUCGCCACCAACUCUGUUCGGUGCGUGGUGCACGACGUCGCUCGGCGCUGCCUAG